AUGCCGCGGACUGCGGCUCACCGACUUCGAGUUAUGCGUCAAGAUGAUGGUAAAUUGGGUCAUGGGGAGGUCGCAUGCCGCAUGUGGCCUUUCCACCCCGUGCUGGGUUCAUGGUUUCUGGCGCUGUACAAACUCUUUUGUUCCAACCUACACCCUAAGAGCUGGCAACGAGCGAUGUAUGUCGUAAACCCCUCUCAGAAGACGCUCAACGAUCCUAAUGCCGUCACGGUCCCAAGAAACAAAGGUCGCGAAUCCAUGGCGUACCUCUCCUACAUCAUCGACAACUACGAUAAACCGACGGAGAUGGCGGCAGCGUGCUGCGCGCAGUUUGCCGUGUCGCGCGACCACGUUCUCAAGAGGCCAGUGGAGGAUUACAUGCACUUCCGCGACUGGGUUACGGCGACGGAAAAGAAUGAUGCGAGUAGUGGUCACGUCAUGGAGUACAUGUGGCAUAUAAUUUUUGUGAUGGAUGCUGUGUUCUGCCCCGACGAACACCUCUGCUACUGUGCAGUUUACGGACGAUGCAAAUGA
Histoplasma mississippiense is the source of this 531-nucleotide messenger RNA. RefSeq lists its product with no specific name. Bases 1 to 531 code for a protein of 176 amino acids. The transcript has 5 exons. Lineage: Eukaryota; Fungi; Ascomycota; Eurotiomycetes; Onygenales; Ajellomycetaceae. The record is from RefSeq and is a predicted model, not a curated record.